Panicum virgatum (switchgrass) is the source of this 2948-nucleotide messenger RNA. Its product is annotated as nuclear intron maturase 2, mitochondrial-like. The coding region runs from base 105 to 2324 and encodes 739 amino acids. The transcript has a single exon. Gene Ontology annotation, biological process: mRNA processing. The record is from RefSeq and is a predicted model, not a curated record. NCBI's taxonomy places the organism in Eukaryota, Viridiplantae, Streptophyta, Magnoliopsida, Poales, Poaceae.
CGUGCACACGCCACCCUUUCGGCACUUCCCCACCCCAUCAAACAAGGCCAAAACCCCACCGCGCCGCCGGCCACGGGCCACCGAGAGGGUUUUAGCCUCCUCCGAUGCCGCCGCCUCGCCGCGCGCUUCUCACCUCCCUCCUCCGCCUCCGGGGUUUCUCCUCCAUCGCCUCUCACCACCCCCACCCACCCGCUCCCCCGCGGCGCCACCAAUUUGUCGCCGACCCCAACGCCUCCACAAGCCGAAGCGUCGCCGGAGCCAUCGGUGGCGGGAGCGGUAACCCCUUGGACCCGACGCAGCUCCUCCGCGACGACCCGGUCGCAAUCACCGCCUCAAUCUGGGUCUCCUCCUUCCGCGCCGCCGCCGCCUCCGCCUCCGCCUCCGCCUCUCCCGCACCGCCCCAGUCACUCACCCCCUUCCUCUCGCGCCUCGAGCUGUGGGUGCUCGCCUACCAGAAGGCGUACGCCGACGAGACCGGCUCCUACCUGCCGCGCUCCUCCAUCCCGGCCUCCACGCUCGCCUCCCUCCUCUCGCUCCGCAACGCCGUCCUCGACGCUCGAUUCCGCUUCGGCAACCGCCUCACCCCCUUCCUCCAGUCCCCGCGCGCUGCCAACGCGCCCGACCUCGCCACCCUCUCCAAGCGUAAGCUCCGCGCCCUCCUCACAACUCCCGGUCCGCCGCCUUUCCAGGACCGCGUCGUGCAGGAGCUGCUCCUGCUCCUGCUCGAGCCCGUCUACGAGGCCAGGUUCUCGCCGAAGUCCUUCGCCUUCCGCCCUGGUCGAUCCCCGCAUGCUGCUAUCCGCACCAUCCGCCGCAGCUUCGCUCCAUACCUCUGGUAUAUCAAGGGCGACCUCUCCCCACUCCUGCACUCGCCUGAUCCUGCACUUGUGGUCGGUGCUCUUAUCCGUGAUGUGUGUGAUAAGAAGGUGGUGGAUUUGAUCCGCUCGGCGCUACUCACCCCGGUGGUGACUGCAAGUGAUGAUGCCGGGGUAAAGAAGAAGAAAACGAAGAGGAAGUACCAGAAGAAGAAGGUGCUGCCGGAGGGGGAGCCGAAGCCUGACCCUUACUGGUUGCAGACAUUCUUCGGGUUUGCACCGGAGGAGGCACAGAUGCAGCCUGAUUGGGGACAUUGUGGGGUGCUGAGCCCAUUGCUUGCCAAUGUUUGCCUGGAUGAGCUUGAUAAGUGGAUGGAAGAGAAGAUUAAGGAGUUUUACAAGCCGUCCAAGUCGGAUGUUGUGGGAGGGGAUGAUGGUAUUGAGCAAGGUAAUACAUCAUGGCCGGAGUUUGUUCCCACGAGUGGUCCUGACAAGACAAGGAAGGUGGACUACAUUCGAUAUGGUGGCCAUUUCUUGAUUGGUGUGAGGGGGCCAAGAGCCGAUGCAGCGGUGCUCCGGAAGCAGCUUGUUGAAUUUUGUGAUCAGCGGUUCCGGAUCAAACUUGAUAACGAAAACCUCCCUAUUGAGCACAUCACUAAAGGGAUCAUGUUCCUAGAUCAUGUGCUGUGCCGUCGAGUUGUGUAUCCAACACUGCGUUACACAGCCACAGGUGGAAAGAUCAUAAGUGAGAAGGGGGUUGGUACACUGCUAUCGGUGACAGCUAGUUUGAAGCAGUGCAUCAAACAGUUCAGAAAGCUUGAGUUUUUGAAAGGAGACCGGGAACCAGACCCACAACCAUGCUUCCGUAUGUUCCAUGCCACACAAGCUCAUACAAAUUCUCAGAUGAAUAAGCUUUUAUUGACAAUGGCAGAGUGGUACCGCUAUGCUGAUAAUCGCAAAAAGGUUGUUAACUUCUGUUCUUAUAUUAUAAGGGGUUCUUUGGCAAAGUUAUAUGCUGCCAAGUACAAGCUGCGGUCAAGGGCAAAGGUCUAUAAGAUUGCAUCAAGGAACCUUAGUCGGCCAUUGAAGGAUAAGAAAGGACAGUCACCAGAGUAUCACAAUCUUCUGAGAAUGGGCCUUGUGGACUCAAUUGAUGGUCUUCAGUAUACAAGGAUGUCGAUGGUUCCUGAUCCUGAUUACACGCCGUUACCUAGUGGAUGGCGGCCAGACCAUGAGAAGAUUUUGCUGGAGUAUAUAAAGCUCACAGAUCAACAAACGUUGGAGGAGCAGCGAGCUUGCAUUAGAGAGGAGGGGCUUAUAACACCACAAGAUUAUAUUUCAAUGUUUGUAUGGGGCUACAAGAAAAAUGCAGUGUUACUUCCUUCUUCAAAAGAUAGUGAUGCCCAUGAAUCGACGGAAGACCUUGGUUCAGAUACUGAUGAAUUGGCUGAAAAAGAACUAGGAAAUGAGGGCUGUCAGCGUUUCCCAAAGUUUGCUGAGAUGUCAUGAGUAUUGGUGAUCUCUGUAAACUUCCCAAAAAAAUUUGACUAGAUGGUUGGUUGGUGACAUUGGAUUACACGAAACCAAUUGCUUCACGCUCAAGGAGAUGACAGCUGCAUCAGCAAGUCCAUCGAUGAUCUCUUUCCUGACUGGGGUCAUGGUGACCUAGGCAGAUGUUUGCUUCCUGCUCAGGGACACGAUAGUUGUGCAGCUGCAUCAGUCAAGCCCAUUUCUUAAUGCUGACUUGCUAAGGGCUAUGGUGAAUUCUUUCUGUUGUGCUCAAACAUGACUGAGUCUUCGACCCAGUAUAAUAUUCAUGGAACUAGUGGAGAUUACAUUUUGGUGCCAAAUCGCGUGCCACAUGCAGGGUCUCAUAUAUCAAUCAUGAUGUUUAUUAAGAUUUUACUAAGCCUAUUUAUGCAUUUUAAAAGUUACAUAGAAAAAAAAAACUGUGUACACAUUCUAUCCAAAUGUCCUGCUUGUGCAAAAUGUUGACUCUAAUCUUUUAUCAAGAAGCAGACCUUGCAAUGAAGAGGAAACAAAGCCUGAUGUUCAUAGCAUUUAUCAGCCUUAAGAUGUGUUCAGAACCCCUGAUUGCUCAUAUCUACUUGGAUCGCAUUUGGUUGUUCAGCA